AUGCUUGCAGCCCUGCGCCUCGGUGACGUCAUUAGUCACUAUAAUAUAACGCUCACGUCGAACGGGUACACCAGUCACAACAUAAUUUAUAUGCGUUGGCAACACGACAGUUUUUAUAUGCGGGAGGAUCGGCGGAUCGACCGGUUCGACCGACCAGGCCAUUUCAGUAUCGUGUUCCUGGCAAACAUUAGGCAGGGUGUAGGGCACAACAACUGA
Molecule: messenger RNA, 216 nt
Organism: Babesia bigemina
Lineage: Eukaryota; Apicomplexa; Aconoidasida; Piroplasmida; Babesiidae
Exons: 1
Coding region: 1-216 (71 amino acids)
Source: RefSeq, a predicted model, not a curated record